Corythoichthys intestinalis (scribbled pipefish) is the source of this 2978-nucleotide messenger RNA. It is a transcript of the gene ranbp9, whose product is annotated as RAN binding protein 9. Gene Ontology annotation, molecular function: protein binding. The record is from RefSeq and is a predicted model, not a curated record. Bases 371 to 2170 code for a protein of 599 amino acids. The transcript has 14 exons. Lineage: Eukaryota; Metazoa; Chordata; Actinopteri; Syngnathiformes; Syngnathidae.
AAACAAAAGAUCUCGGCUGAGCGAGCUCAUUAAUUGAGACUUUCUGCUCGCUUAGCUCGACGUAGCCCGCCAAUACCUUGCCUUUCUUUCGUCUUUUAAGAGUUUGUCAACCCGUUCCGGGGUGACAGGCCAGCCCAGACAAACCCGGGCGUGUUCCCGCGGCGACAGUUUCCUCUUUCUUCGGCACGGUUAACGUCCAGCUGAGCGCUUUGCCUCUCGCUAAAGGCGUUAGCCGCUCGGCUAAUAGGAGCCGCGGCUGCUUUUCGUCCACUUUAGCUAGCUUUAGCUCGGCCCCGUUUCACCCGACUCGGAACUGACGGACACCAGCGGCUUCGGCUUGUCGCUGACAAGCCACUCGAGCGCAAGCAGCAUGUCGGGCCAGUCGUCCGGCUGUGGCUUCCUCAUGUCGGUGGUCGUCCACGGAGACUCGACGCUGAACGAGCAAGAGAAGGAACUUAACCAGCGAUUGCGACGCCUCUAUCCGGCCGUCAACGAGAGCGAGACGCCGCUGCCUCGCUCCUGGAGCCCCAAGGACAAGUUUAGCUACAUCGGCCUGUCGCAGAACAACCUCCGGGUACACUAUAAAGGUCACGGCAAGACCCCGAAGGACGCUGCGUCAGUGCGGGCCACGCACCCCAUCCCGGCGGCGUGCGGCGUCUACUACUUCGAGGUCAAGAUCAUCAGCAAAGGCCGAGACGGGUACAUGGGCAUCGGCCUCUCUGCUCAGGGUGUCAACAUGAACCGGCUGCCUGGUUGGGACAAGCACUCUUACGGUUACCACGGCGACGACGGCCACUCUUUUUGCUCUUCCGGCACCGGGCAGCCGUACGGACCCACAUUCACGACGGGCGACGUGAUAGGUUGCUGCGUCAACCUCAUCAACAACACCUGCUUCUACACAAAGAACGGACAUAGCCUCGGGAUCGCAUUCACAGACCUUCCGCCCAACUUGUACCCGACGGUGGGCCUCCAGACCCCGGGUGAGGUGGUGGACGCCAACUUCGGUCAGCACCCGUUCGUCUUCGACAUUGAGGACUAUAUGCGCGAAUGGAGGACCAAGAUUCAGGCGCAGAUCGACCGCUUCCCCACCGGCGAGCGCGAGGGCGAGUGGCAGUCCAUGAUCCAAAAGAUGGUGGCGUCCUACUUGGUGCAUCACAGCUACUGCGCCACCGCCGAAGCCUUCGCCAAGACCACCGACCAGGCCGUGCACGAGGAGCUGGCCUCCAUCAAGAACCGGCAGAAGAUCCAGAAGCUGGUGCUGUCAGGCAGGAUGGGCGAGGCCAUCGAAACCACCCAGCAGCUCUACCCGAACCUCCUGGAGAGGAACCCGGACCUGCUUUUCAUGCUCAAGGUGAGACAGUUCAUCGAGAUGGUGAACGGGACGGACAGCGAGGUGCGCUGUCUGGGGGGUCGCAGCCCCAAAUCUCAGGACAGUUACUCCGGCUCCCCGCGGCCCUUCGGCAGCCCCGCCCACAAAGCCGGCAGCGCGCCGUCCUAUCUGACAGGUGGGGACAACAACUGUUGUAACGGCGUGACGUCCAACAAGAGCCACGGCUCCGCACCGCACAGUCAUAAGCCCUGCCCCCUGGGCUCAGGCUCCGCCCCCCCGGCGUCAGACGCCAGCUUGAACGGGAGCCACUGUCAGACGACCGGAAGCAGCGACAUGGACAUGGAAGUGGAGCACUUCACCAACGGCGUGACGGAGACCUCAAACGGCUUCCUGAACGGUUCCUCCAAACACAUCCACGAGGCGGACGACUGCGACGCCGACAUGGAAGUGGAGUCGGCGCUGAUUAAGCGGCAGCUGUGCGGUGGCAGCCAGGCGGCCGUCGAAAGGAUGAUCCACUUCGGACGGGAGCUGCAGAGCAUGAGCGAGCAUCUCCGGAGAGAGUGCGGAAAGAACUCUGCCAACAAGAAGAUGCUCAAGGACGCCUUCAGCCUGUUAGCCUACUCGGACCCGUGGAGUAGUCCGGUGGGUUACCAGCUGGACGCCAUCCAGAGGGAACCCGUCUGCUCCACCCUCAACAGUGCAAUACUCGAGACGCACAACCUGCCCAAGCAGCCCCCUCUGGCCCAGGCGGUGGGCCAGGCCGCCCAGUGCCUCGCCAUCAUGGCGCGAACGGGCAGCGGCUCCUGCGCCUUCGCCUCCGUGGACGAUUACUUGCACUAGCCGUACAAACGCACACAGUACUGCGCAAAUGUCUUGGUCCGCCAUCAGAAUGGCGUUUGGAUGCUUCCGAUAAUUACCACAAGAUGGCAGCAAAGCAAUACUUUAAUGUCCAAUCCAAAUGAAGUCCAAAAUGCACCUUCCCACCAAUGAGUUUAUCAUUAGUAGAUGUCCUAUCCAUUUGAAGUGAAGGGUGGCUGCCAUCCCUCUCACUUCAAAUGGAUUGGACGUCUACUCUCUAACUGCCCUCAAAUUUAACCCGUUGUCUACUUUUCGGAGAAGGAAUAACAUCAUCAGGUAAGAAAAUUUAAAAAUAAUUCUUUGUAAUCAUUUCUUAAAGUGAAGUGAUUUGACGUAUAUUCUUGGAUGUGGUUUUGCUGUUCGUUGGGAACCAAACGUACGUCAAGCUUUGCCGUCCUCUUGUGGCCAAAGAUAGCAGUGCAAGACUUUUGAACACUACUGUGUGGACUCUUAUGUAUAUGCACACACCGCCUCCCUUUACGUGGUAAAUAGAAUUCAGCGCCCCCACCACCACACCCCUCCCCCUGACGGCUGUCCCCACCACUGACUGACGACGGCCAUCUUGAAUGGCCUACCCCGCCAUCAAACCCCAUCGCAAUGUGACCCCCAUUUUUUUUUUAUUUGUAUACGUCUAUUUAGUGCUGGCGUCAAAGGGGGCGGGGGGAAUUCGGGUUUUACUUUGGUUGGAGUUCACAAGGCGCAGAUGACGCUCAUCGGAAUUAUUAUUCUUGUUUCUUGCAUUGAGUUUACGCCCACUCGUGAUGCCAAUAAAGGACGUCAGCCGGCGGAA